GCCUUGCACUGACGUCACUUCCUCUAAGUGAAACACGUUUCGGAGUUUUUCCUCCACAUUUUUCAUAAAAACUAUAUUAUAAUCGAUUUAUUAACCUUGCCUCGAUCACUGAUACCAUAUUAAAAAUGGCAACUGGUUGGAGAGAAGAAGAAUUCGUGGAAAGUGGUUUGCACCAUUAUGAUGCCUACACUUAUCCAACCUAUCCUAAUCUUGACUAUGAAGUUAAUGAAAUGGGACGACCCGAACCAGAGUAUCGUCCGGUGCAUUCUGUUCCCGCUCCUGUUCAGAACUUCUUGUUAUAUUUCCAAAAAGUAAUCAAGGAACAAGAUGUUUUGAAAAUUCAAUCAGCUUACAUCGAUGGCUUUAGUGAAUUUACUGAACGUUUUUACCAAUCAACACCUUGGCCUGAUGUCAGAGAUUUAUCUAAUAUCGUUGACAACGAAAUCUUUGACAUUUUGUACAAGGAGUUAUACUUUAGACAUAUUUAUGCUAAGGUUACGCCUGGACCUACUCUUGAACAGAGAAUUGAAUCGUACUACAAUUACUGUGACUUAUUUAACCUGAUGUUAGGGGCUGACGAACCUGUGUCAUUAGAGUUGCCAAACCAAUGGCUUUGGGAUAUUAUUGAUGAAUUUAUUUAUCAAUUUCAAUCUUUUAGUCAAUAUAGAUGUAAAGCCAAGAGUAAGACAGCAGAUGAAACUGAGAAACUACUUCAGAAUCAAAAAGUUUGGAACGUACACAGUGUUCUUAACGUAUUGCAUUCUCUUGUUGAUAAAUCCAAUAUUAAUCAACAAUUGGAAGUAAUGUCUAAACCAGAGAUAUGUGCUGAUUUAGACGUCGUCGCUGGAGAAUUUGGUAGACAUACUCUAUACAAGAUGUUAGGAUAUUUUUCGUUAAUUGGAUUGUUAAGAUUGCACUCUUUGCUAGGUGAUUAUUACCAAGCUUUGAAAGUUUUGGAAAAUAUAGACUUCAAUAGCAAACCACAAGGAACUUUUAUCAAGGUUCCUUCCUGUCAAAUUACUACUUUCUAUUAUAUGGCUUUCGCAUAUAUGAUGAUGAGACGAUAUCAAGAUGCUAUUAGGACUCUAUCAAAUAUUCUGCUUUACAUACAAAGAACGAAGCAAAUCUUUCAAAAUCGGCAAAUGUUGUAUGAUAAUAUAACUAAACAAUCUGAACAAAUGUCGACUUUACUCGCUGUCUGUUUAACUCUUCAUCCUAUGAGAAUUGACGAAAGUGUUCAUUCGCAAUUAAAAGAAAAGUAUGGAGAAAAAAUGUUGAAGAUGCAAAAUGGAGAUCAAUCUGAAUACGAGUCCUGUUUUGCUUUUGCGUGUCCGAAAUUCUUGUCACCGGUCAUUCCUGUCAAUUAUGAGGACAUGAAUCUGAACUAUCAUAAGGAACCCUAUCAACAGCAAUUAAGUGUAUUUAUUGAUGAAAUUCGUCAACAACAAAUGUUACCAACCAUUCGCAGCUACUUAAAAUUAUAUACAACUCUACCAUUGUCCAAGCUUGCGAAUUUCAUGAAAAUUGAAGAUCAUGAAUUGAAAAUGCAACUCAUGUGCUUUAAGCACAAAAUGAAGAAUUUGGUUUGGGUCAAAGGAACUAACAGUCUUGAAGGAGAAUUUCAAACUGCAUCCGAGAUCGAUUUUUAUAUUCAUGAAGGAAUGAUUCACAUAGCAGAUACUAAAGUAGAUAGGCGUUAUGGAAACUUUUUCAUCAGACAGAUACAUAAAUUUGACGAGGUAAUAGUAUUUAUAACAAAACUUUUCUCUGACUAAUUUUAUUGUAAUUUUCAAUUUUAGAUCAAUCGAGCUUUGAAGAAUAUUGUAACUGUGUGAAGACGUUUAUUAUGCUAUUAUAUGUUUAUGUAUUAAAGUAAAAUCUUGAAUAAAUUUUGAAUUUUUUUUCAUUCGA
Molecule: messenger RNA, 1911 nt
Organism: Dimorphilus gyrociliatus
Lineage: Eukaryota; Metazoa; Annelida; Polychaeta; Dinophilidae
Source: the annotation of a GenBank genome assembly